This is a messenger RNA of Cygnus atratus (black swan), 4288 nucleotides long. RefSeq names its product EYA transcriptional coactivator and phosphatase 1 (gene EYA1). The transcript is spliced from 21 exons. The coding region runs from base 193 to 2211 and encodes 672 amino acids. Gene Ontology annotation, molecular function: protein tyrosine phosphatase activity. Gene Ontology annotation, cellular component: nucleus. NCBI's taxonomy places the organism in Eukaryota, Metazoa, Chordata, Aves, Anseriformes, Anatidae. The record is from RefSeq and is a predicted model, not a curated record. Gene Ontology annotation, biological process: negative regulation of extrinsic apoptotic signaling pathway in absence of ligand; multicellular organism development; cell differentiation.
UCGGCUCCGGGGAAGUUUUCUCGGCGAAACCCCUCCCCGCCCAGCGCGGCUCCUCGCCACUUACCGCGCCUGGGGAGCCGCCGGGCCCGAGCCUCCACCCGGGAGGCCCCGCGGAGUGUGUGUGUGUACUAGGACUGUUUGAACCUCACUGUAACUAAUAGUCCGUAUGUAAUUUGGAAGAAGAAAUCUUCAAUGGAAGACCCCCAGGGAAUAAAUGGGAAGUCUAUGCUCAGACAUGAACUGCUGGCUUUGGUGAUGUCCCAUAGCACUGCUUUCCUAGACCACGUUCUUGCAGACAUACAUUUGCAGGUGCAGAAGUCCCAAACUGGUUCAGAUGUUGCUGUUUCCUCCAGUUGCAGGUCUAUGGAAAUGCAGGAUCUAGCCAGCCCACAUAGCCGACUAAGUGGUAGUAGUGAAUCCCCCAGUGGUCCAAAACUUGAUAACUCUCAUAUAAAUAAUAAUUCCAUGACACCCAAUGGCGCAGAAGGUGACAUGACUCUCCUCAGCACUGCAGACUGGUUACUAAGUGCUAGCACACAGACCGCUGCAGUUAAAACAGAACCAAUGAGCAGCAGUGAGAUUGCUACUACUACUACCACAGACGGGUCUUUAGACAAUUUCUCAGGAUCAGCAAUUGGAAGCAGUGGUUUCAGCCCAAGACAAACACACCAGUUCUCCCCACCACAGAUUUACCCUUCGAACAGACCAUACCCACAUAUUCUUCCUACCCCCUCUUCACAAACGAUGGCUGCAUAUGGGCAGACACAGUUUACAACAGGGAUGCAACAAGCUACAGCUUACGCCACCUACCCACAGCCCGGACAGCCCUAUGGAAUCCCUUCGUAUGGUGCAUUGUGGGCAGGCAUCAAGACAGAAGGUGGAUUGGCACAGUCACAGUCACCUGGACAGACAGGAUUUCUAAGCUACGGUGCCAGCUUUAGCACACCUCAACCUGGACAGGCUCCCUAUAGCUACCAGAUGCAAGGCAGCAGUUUUACAACAUCAUCAGGAAUAUAUGCAGGAAAUAAUUCACUCACAAAUUCUACUGGAUUUAAUAGUUCACAGCAGGAAUAUCCCUCUUAUCCCAGUUUUGGCCAGGGCCAAUAUGCACAGUAUUAUAAUAGCUCACCGUAUCCCUCGCAUUACAUGACAAACAGCAACACCAGCCCGACGACACCCUCCACAAAUGCAACAUACCAGCUUCAAGAACCACCAUCUGGCAUCACCAGUCAAGCGGUUACAGAUCCUGCAGCAGCAGAAUACAGUACAAUCCAUAGUCCAUCAACACCUAUUAAAGAUUCGGAUUCAGAUAGAUUGCGUCGUAGUUCAGAUGGAAAAUCACGUGGACGUGGCAGAAGAAACAAUAAUCCUUCACCACCACCAGAUUCUGACCUAGAGAGAGUAUUCAUUUGGGAUUUGGAUGAGACAAUCAUCAUUUUCCAUUCCUUGCUUACAGGGUCCUAUGCUAACAGAUAUGGAAGGGAUCCACCAACCUCAGUGUCUCUUGGACUCCGAAUGGAAGAGAUGAUUUUCAAUUUGGCAGACACUCAUCUAUUCUUUAAUGAUUUAGAAGAAUGCGACCAGGUUCACAUUGAUGACGUGUCUUCAGAUGACAACGGUCAAGAUUUAAGCACCUAUAACUUUGGAACGGAUGGCUUUCCCGCAGCCGCCACCAGUGCUAAUUUGUGCCUCGCAACGGGGGUGCGUGGAGGAGUCGACUGGAUGAGAAAAUUGGCUUUCCGCUACAGACGAGUAAAAGAAAUAUACAAUACCUACAAAAACAAUGUUGGAGGUCUUCUUGGUCCAGCAAAAAGAGAGGCAUGGUUACAACUAAGAGCAGAAAUUGAAGCUUUGACAGAUUCUUGGUUAACACUUGCACUGAAAGCACUCACCCUUAUUCAUUCAAGGACAAAUUGUGUGAAUAUUCUUGUAACAACUACUCAACUAAUUCCAGCUCUGGCAAAAGUCUUGUUGUAUGGAUUAGGGGUCGUAUUUCCCAUAGAGAAUAUUUACAGCGCAACUAAAAUAGGAAAGGAAAGUUGUUUUGAGCGAAUAAUUCAGAGAUUUGGAAGGAAAGUAGUGUAUGUGGUUAUAGGGGAUGGUGUUGAAGAAGAACAAGGCGCAAAGAAGCAUGCUAUGCCAUUUUGGAGGAUCUCGAGCCACUCUGACCUUAUGGCCCUUCACCAUGCCUUGGAACUGGAGUACUUGUAGCAGCUCAGCAGCACUUUGAAACCCCAGAGCCUCCUUCUGCCCAUGGACAGUAUGCCUGUGUCUUGUGUCAGCAUUGGACUACAGAACUUUGUGAUUUCAACAUGUUGACGUACAGCUGCAAUUGGUCUUAACCCUUGCCCUUUCAGUAAAUGGAGGAGCAUGUCUCUUUCUUCAGAACAGCUGUUGACUCUGGUACUGCAAGUCCAACGAAAAUAAGCCAUGCGAAUGUUUUAACAACUCAUCUUUACCAUAUUUGCUACCAAAAAGAAAUGGAAAAGGAAAAAAAAAAAGAAAAAAAAAGGAAAUAAAAGGUUCGUACCUGUGAAGAAAAAAAGGACCUGCAAGUGCUUUGUUGUUUUUAGACUCUUCAAUGUGACACACACCGUUUCUUCAACACAGCGAACUUGAUUGCACAAUGAAGACUGAGAUUUUUCAAAAUACCAGUGGAGUAAUUUUCUUGUAAAGAAGGUUUACUUUUUGGUUUCUCAUACCCAGGGUACUCUGUACAUCUUUACUUAUUUAUGAACAGACUAUAUUUUGACAUCAUAUAACUGAGGAUAUGUAUAAUAGGAAUAAAGGCUAUUAUAAGCCUUUGCCGUAUGGUACAGCAACUACUUUUGAUUUUAGCACAUUACAGAGUAGUUUAAAAUAUGUCUAAUUUAAACAAAUAGGUACAUCACUGAGACAAUCAUGUACAGGAAGAAUUUUUUGUGUAAAUUUGUAAUAAUGAAUGAUUCUUUUACAUAUUGUUAAGGUAAAUGCUAUUGAAAGAUAGUAAUGCCUUGUUGGUAAAGAAUGAGGCCACAUGUACACAAACUGUUGUGCAGUGCCUUAUCAAUGCGUUGGUUAUAAAUAUGUAGAUAAUGGAUUUUUUUAGAUAAAUUUGUCAAGACCAAAAGCAUGGAUGUCAAGUGUCAAUAGGAAGUGGGUUUUGUUCUUUUCAGCUACUUCUCUACCUUUUUCCUCGCUCACCUACUCUGAUUAUGAAAAGAUCAAUUUCGUUUCCCCCACUAAGGAAAUAUACAUAAUACACAACCAAAGAGGAAUGCAUUGCUGUCUUCUGUUUCCUCUUUUAAUGUCAACAUAUUAACCCUUUUUUAGAGUAUUGAAAAAUGAAUUAACAGAUUCAUUCCAUAAAGAAAUAUAGAGAGAACACAAAUAUAUUUUAAGACAUGACUUAAACUGGCAUCUAGGUACCAAAUAGUUUUUGUCUUGUCCAAAAAUAAAGGAAAUUAUCAUCAUCAUUAUUUUUAGAAAUUAGAAAUGGGAAUAUUUUGGAGAAAUUGAACAAGGAUACUCAUAUACAUUUAAGUUUUUUAAUCCUCUUCCACCAGGAGUCAGAUUUUCCUAAGAUAUAACAUCCAUUGCCGGCAAUGGAAAUACUGAAAUACUUAUUGCCAAGGAGUUAAAAUUUGCUUUUCUCUAUAUCCACUUAUAGGACAAACCUAAACUGUGUCUGUCUGUGACUUGUGACUUUUCUAAUCUUGAAGGCGAUGAGCUACUUGGUCAGAUAAACUGUCAGUCUGACUUUUUGGCUUGAAUUGUACCAAUUCCCUUUGCCUGAUCUGAAUCUCUUCAUCUAAAAAAAAAAAAAAAAAAAAAAAAAAAGCAUCAGCUUUGUUGGUUCAUUCUCCAGCUUUUCUUCUUGUUUUCUUUUGCUAAAAACACCAGCCUUGAAACAGCUACCUGCAAAGCUACAAAGCAUCAAUGUAGCUGCAAAGUAACACCCUUCUCUAUUGGAGGAAUCAUAUUGCUGCUAGAAUUCAAUGUUUGUGGAUUGCUUUAUUACCAACAAAGAGGUUUUUAUCCUACCAAGACUUGCACAUGUGCUUUACUUUACCCGGUAUGAGUACUAGAAUUCACACAGUACUCACAUACAUACAUAAAGCACGUUGUGGGUAGUUUUUAGAAUUGAGACUAUAAUUAGCCUAUUUUUUUUUUCUUCAAGCAAAUUAGACAGUGAUGGGAAGUUGGUUGUAUUUUUUUUUUUGGUCUCUUUUCAAUUUUUAGUCACUUGCGGACUGAAAAAUAAAAGUUUAUCUGGGCCUUAUUGUACAAAAAGUGUGUUGUGUCCACA